AUCUCGAAUAACUAAAUUAGUUUUCAAUGAGAUACAUGAUCAGUCGUGUAUAAUGAUCGUCAAGUGUUUUACGUUCAUUGCGUUUGAAAAUGCGUAUAUUGUGUUAUGUCAAUCAUAGUGCUUGUAUGUACGUAUAUACAAAGGAAGGGGUUGGAAGUGAGGUGGUCAUACAGAUUUCCGGUUUUGCACAAUAAUUUCUGUCCGCUUUUUGUUACGUAGAGUAAAGUGGUCAAGAUUUGGUAUAGAUCGCAAAUACGUCGAAACGACUUGAUAAAAUAAAAGACCGUCCACCGUAUGCAUCUUCGAAGGCGAUUUGCUCUCGGGUCGUUUAUAGUUUUUUUAUCGGAAAAGAUGCAAUCCUAAUAUUUUUUCUUGCGAGUGGUUAUAACCUUGUUCUUUAAGAAUUUUACUGAACAACUUUACCGUCUGUUUGCUGCCAAUUUUUUUAGAUUCAUUAUCUAUUUUUGGACAUCUCUAAGGGACUACUCAUGAUAUGAUCAACUGUAUAAAUCAUUUAAUAAAACGUUUAUCUAAACCAUUUAAGAAGCACUGUCUUCUUUUUAUAAUCAAACUGUCAUAGUGGUUGAAGAAAUUAAAAUAAAUAUAUACAGAACAUAUCUUAAUUAUAUUAUUAAGCAUGUCUGCAAGUAAUGAAAGUGUGAAUACUAAUACAUGUGUUGUAUGUUAUAAAAAUGUGGAAAUUUAUAGUAUAGGGAUGUGUGAGCAUCCCGUAUGUUAUGAAUGUAGUACACGGAUGAGAGUGCUUUGUCGUCAAAAUGAGUGUCCCAUUUGUCGUCAAGAUUUACCAAAAGUUGUUUUUACUAGGGAGAUAAAACCAUUUCGUUUUCUUCGAAAAGGUGGCUUAUUGGACACACGAUAUGAUAUUUACUUUGACACUGUUGAUAUACAAGAGAAAUUUUAUGAGUUAUUAGCUGACGUUUGUACAAUUUGCGAAGAAAAAAAAGUCUUUAGUAACUUUCAAAGUUUAAAAGAUCAUAUGAGACAUCACCAUGAACUUCAUUAUUGCGAUCUUUGUGUGGAGAACUUAAAGAUUUUUUCAUGUGAACGACGUUGUUAUACGCGAUCAGAGCUAGCUCAACAUCGAAGGAAAGGUGAUGUAGAUGACAGGAGUCACAAAGGUCAUCCACUUUGUGAAUUUUGUGAUCAAAGAUACAUGGAUAAUGAUGAAUUGUAUCGUCACCUAAGACGAGAUCAUUUGUAUUGUCAUUUCUGUGAUGCAGAUGGCUUACAUCAGUAUUACAGCUCAUAUGAAUACCUUCGAGAUCAUUUUAGGCAAGAACAUUUCCUAUGCGAAGAAGGAAUGUGUGUAGAUGAAAAAUUUACAAGUGUUUUUAGAACUGAUAUAGAUCUAAAAGCACAUAAAACGAGCGUUCAUGGAAAACAAUUAAGUAAAGCUGCAGCUAAACAAGCUAGGACUUUGGAAUUAGAGUUUACCUUGGCACCUCGAGGUGAGAAUAGAAUUCGAAGAGGUAUGCCAGGACCAUCGACUUCCAAAAGUACAAGAGAUUAUGGGUUUAGAGAUCAUAAUACUAGGGAAUAUCAACAACCAAUGGCAUUAACUAAUUCAAGCAAUUCUCAAACCAAUAUCGAAGCUACAAAUACUUUUAUUAGACAGCCAUCUGUUGAUGUUCAAAGUAGAGAAGAAUUUCCAACUUUAGGUAAUUGUUCUUUCAUACCUAACUUGAAUCAACCUAAAGGUAGAGGUAAUGUAACUAUUCGUAGUACUGUAAGACCUCAAUCAUUGGCUGUCACCGAUGAAAAUUUUCCCGCAUUGGGUCCUGAAUCCACUAAUUCUAAUGUUUCUAAAACCGUUAAUGUUAGUGUUUCUAGUGGUAAUUUAACUGGACCAAGUGUAUCACAAAGUCGAAAAGGUUCAACACCCAAUGUUUCCAUCCAAGUGAAUCGUGAAGUUAAUGGUACAGUUACUACUAGGGUAUCUGGGCCUAAUGUUAGAGUUCGACCAGCACAAUUAUCUGUAGAUUCUGAAUUUCCAGUUUUGGGCUGUAAUAAACCCUCUUCUACUACUAGUACUCCCAAUUCAGCCCAAUGGAAAGAGGUCUUACAGUGGACUUGCACAAAGUCCUCAUCUGCGGUUACUCCAAAAUCAAAGAAAACAGUUCGAUCAUUAGCACCAUCGCCACCACCUAUACAAUCUGGAGAGGAUUUUCCAAGUUUAUCGAAAUCGUCUAAGCAAAAUAAACAAUCUGCAGUAAUGGUUGUCCCAUCAUGGGUUCAGCCUCAAUCUUCUGGUAUUUCUAAUAAUAAUACCAAAACUACUGCAGAAUCGGUAAAAGGAAAAACAAAAAAGAAAAAAGCAAAACACAAUUCUAAUGUUGUAAAUGAGACUAAUAAUAUAAAACCAAAUAAGACUAGCACCGGCGACAUUAAGAAUAAUUGUGAAUCUUCUAGAAAUGUUGCUGGUUCUAGUCAGAUUUUAGAACCAACGAAUAAUUCAUUAGAAAAUUCUACUAAACAUAAUAACGAUGACAAACAGAAUGGGCAGUCAUCCAAUGAUACAUGCAAUGAUGUAAAAAAUUCCCACAAUAUUAAAAAUUCUAAGGAAGUUGACCAUACAAAUAAAAAGGAUAAAAAGAAAUGUAAAAGCUUAGAGGAAGGAUCUUGUGCAGUAAUUGUAAAAACAAGUUCUGGAAGUAGUAAUACAACUAACAACAUAUUAAGAAAACGUACUGAACUUAAAAUAGACAGUCUUAACUCUACCAAUAAUAAUUUGCAUCAAAUAGAGGAUUUUCCAGCUUUGGGUAGCAGUGGCUCUAGGCCACCAGGUUUUAUUGAUCCACCACCUGGCUUUGAAUCUACUACAUCUCCACCUCCAGGAUUUUGUAUCAAAGUUGAAAACAUGGAACAAUUGCAUAGUAAUAAUGGACUGACAUUUACAAACAGUUCUGGUGAAAGUUAUGCUAUUUUACCAAGUGAUUAUAAGCACAAUACCAUAUAUACUUAUAUACUUCCACCUGAUUUUCAAAAGCGAAAUAAAUCUCUCGUAGCUAAAAUGAACGAAGUAUUAAUGAAACAAGAUCGGAUUGAAAAAUUCCGCUAUAUAAGUGGAUUGUUUCGACAAGGUGUUUGCAGUGCUGAAGAAUAUUAUGCACACUGUUGUACUGUUAUGGGUAAAACGGCAGUCGAAGAUGUGUUUCCUGAGCUUUUAGUUCUUUUACCUGAUAUCUCAAAACAACAAGAACUAUUUAAAGUUUAUCAAAAAGAAUUGGAUAAUAAAGUUAAAGGUUUAGAGAUUUGUGCAACAUGUAAUCAAAUUUUAAAAAAUUCUGAUUUUCAAACACAUAUGGUUAAUCAUACAUUAGAAAAUCAUUUUCCAGUACUUGGCAAAAGUAAUACAGGUCCUAACAAAAAUAUGUGGGUACGCAAAUGAAAUCUAUUAUUAUAGACAUUUAUUUCAAUAUAGGUGAUUUAGUAAAAUCAUGUAAAUGUAUGCAUUAUUCCAAUAUCUUUCCUUUGGAAUUAUAUUGAUGAUACAAAGUACUUUUUAUUAUGUUGCACUUUCCAGUAAAAUGAGUGAUAUUUAUUCCAGUCAAGUUGCAGCAAUAGAGAAUUUUCUAUAUACGAUAAAGAUUGACUAUUUGCUAAGCCUAAAUGGUUAAUUGAUAAGUUAUAUAGCUGCCACUUGGUUAAAUGCAAAUAUGUUAUAUAUAAAGGCAUCAGAUAGGUAGAUAGAUAGAGAAAGAGGGUGGGAGAGAGAGAGAGAGAGAGAGAGAGGGAGCGGGGUGGAGGAGAAAAGAGGAAAGUUGAUUAAUUUUUAUUGGUAUAAUAUAAAAAUAAAAUUAUUUUUUUUAAUAACAAAUUUUCCUUGAAAUGUAAACUUUAAGGUAUAUGAUAAAGUAUAAUUAAGGAUAGUGCAUUAUAUAAAGUUUAAUUGCAAGAAUUGCAGUAAAAGCAGUCUGUUCCAUUAUAUAUUAUUAAAACACAGUGUAAAUAAUAUUUACUAGCUUUUUCUUUUGUAAAUUAUUUACUUUAUGGAAUAGACACAGAAUAGAGCUUUACAAAGUAUAAUAUGCCACAUACUAAACAAAGUGUGAUGUAUUAUAUUAUACACAGUAUUUGUAUGUCCGAUGUACUGUUUUGUACAAUAAUAAAGUUAUACAUUCAGUUAGUUUACAAAAUCUCAGUUUUGAGGCAUUUCUCUUUUAAUAAUUAAUGCAUGUAAUAGGGAAAGUUGUCAUAUCCAUUAAAUAUAAAAGCAAAAUAAAUUUGUGAGCUAUGGUUUACAAUA
Messenger RNA from Vespa crabro (European hornet), 4267 nucleotides. Its product is annotated as E3 ubiquitin-protein ligase ZNF598. NCBI's taxonomy places the organism in Eukaryota, Metazoa, Arthropoda, Insecta, Hymenoptera, Vespidae. Gene Ontology annotation, molecular function: ribosome binding; ubiquitin protein ligase activity. Gene Ontology annotation, biological process: rescue of stalled cytosolic ribosome; protein ubiquitination. The record is from RefSeq and is a predicted model, not a curated record. Bases 638 to 3409 code for a protein of 923 amino acids. The transcript has 3 exons.